UGUUAGUUGCCUGUGAGACGUUGGCGAAAAUGACGAGACGAAAAUCAAAUCUGAAAUUGGCCAAAUUGGAGAAGAUUAAAGCGCAGGAGAGCCAUGGAUGAUGAUGCAGCAUUCACUCUUGCUUCAUCUCCGUCCUCAUCGUCAAUCUUUGUGAAUUACCCUCUCAUAUCGGCCUUCGUCGCUUUCGUCGUCGCUCAGUCAAUUAAGUUCUUCUCCGUUUGGUUUAAGGAGAGAAGAUGUGAUUUCAGGCAACUUAUCGAUUCUGGUGGAAUGCCAUCUUCUCAUGCGGCGACUGUAACUGCUCUUGCUGCAGCUGUUGGAUUGCGGGAAGGCGUGGGAGGAUCUCUAUUUGCCAUUGCGUUAGUCUUGGCCUGUAUUGUGAUGUAUGAUGCCUCUGGCGUGAGAUUACAAGCAGGACACCAAGCCGAGGUUUUGAACCAAAUUAUAUAUGAACUUCCUGCCGAGCAUCCUUUGGCGGAAAGAAUACCACUUCGCGAACUUCUUGGUCAUACUCCCUUUCAGGUCCUUGUGGGUGGGAUACUUGGAGGCGUCAUAGCAGCUAUUGGAUAUCUAAUAAUCAUAACUUGGUAGUCAAACUUGAGAAUGCCGGCGUCCAUAAUCGUGCAGUUUUUGUUCAUCUCACAUCCAGCAGUGCAGUGCCUCAUGUCUUGCUUUUCUUCAGGGUCAAGUCUAUAUUUUCUUGCACUCGACCUAGUCUUGCAGUUACAGGAGUUUAUUACAGUCUUCAGUGAAAGGGAAGCUUCUGCCUUUCGGAAUGAUUUAGUUAACAAGAUGCUGGCCCGAGCACGUUAUGUUUCCAUCAUAUUACAAUUUAUAAUCUUUUCCUAUUAAAUACAUGAAAUCAAGUCACUUUUCCUUUCAGCUGCCCCACUUAUAUGUAACAAUUUAAAUAUAUAGGCUGCCUCCAUAUUUAACCUUAUAAUGUUCCGAUUAGUGAGAUUGAAUAAAAUACACAGACACAAACAUUCACUAGCAUUUUA
Molecule: messenger RNA, 1001 nt
Organism: Neltuma alba
Lineage: Eukaryota; Viridiplantae; Streptophyta; Magnoliopsida; Fabales; Fabaceae
Exons: 6
Coding region: 94-591 (165 amino acids)
Source: RefSeq, a predicted model, not a curated record